Messenger RNA from Elephantulus edwardii (Cape elephant shrew), 1539 nucleotides. RefSeq names its product unconventional myosin-XV-like. The coding region runs from base 1 to 1539 and encodes 512 amino acids. Gene Ontology annotation, cellular component: cytoskeleton. The record is from RefSeq and is a predicted model, not a curated record. NCBI's taxonomy places the organism in Eukaryota, Metazoa, Chordata, Mammalia, Macroscelidea, Macroscelididae. The transcript has 14 exons.
AUGAAGCCGCGGAGCUGGACGCACAGUGAGGACUCGGAGGCCACUAGCCUGCCUUCGGUUGCCGCCUACGACUCCCUGCCCGCAGACUCCCAUGCCUACACCAUGCCGGAAUUCGCCCAGCGCUUCUUCCGGAGGCCCCAAGGCUUGCUGCCUGCAACAGGUGAAGGUACCACGGUUGACCUUGUGCAGUACACCAAGGUGCCCAUCCAGGAAUCGCUCAUCGCUCUCGGUGACAAGGACAUGAACAAGAGGGCUGUGGAAAGCUUCCAGGCUCUGAUGCAGUUCAUGGGGGACCAGUCCAAGCCACGGAACAAAGACGACCUGGAGCUGCUUUACGACCUGCUGAAGGCAUCCCGGGAGGAGAGGCUCAGGGAUGAGAUUUACUGCCAGGUCAUCAAGCAGGUCACAGGACAUCCCCAGUCAGGGCACUGCACGCGGGGCUGGACCUUCCUCAGUCUCCUCACAGGCUUCUUCCCGCCCUCCACCACCCUGAUGCCCUACGUCACCAAGUUCCUGCAGGACACAGGGCCAAGCCAAGAGCUGGCCCGCAGAAGCCAAGAGCACCUGCAGCGCACAGUCAAAUAUGGGGGCCACCAGCAGCUGCCACUGCCAGGGGAGAUGCAGGCCUUCUUGAAAGGCCAGGCGGUCCGCAUGCUGCUGAUCCACCUCCCGGGGGGUGUGGACUACAAGACCAACAUUCACACGUUCACAGUGGUCUCGGAGGUGCUGGAGGAGCUGUGUGGGCGCAUGGGCAUCAUGGACCCGCAGGAAAUGCAGGAGUUCGCCCUGUUCGUCAUCAAAGGGGAAGGUGACCUGGUGCGGCCUCUGCGGCUCAGUGAGUACCUCAACAGCGUGAUGGGGGCCCCUGACCUCAGCCUGCAUGCCCGGCGGCUGGGCUGGGAGAGCCAGCUGCACUUCGACCACUCCACCUACAUCAGCGUCCACUACCACCAGGUACUGCGAGAUUACCUCCAGGGGAAGCUGCUGGUGAGCGCCCAGGCAGACGCCCAGCUCGCCCACCUGGCGGCCCUGCAGCACGUCAGCAAGGCCACCAAGGAGCCCCCCUCUGAGCAAGACCUGCUGCUUUACGUGCCAAAGCCCCUGACGUCGCAGGUGGACAUGGCCGCCAUAAAGGGCAGGAUGGGCCAGGAGCUGAGACAGCUGCAGGGACACAGCUCACAGGAUGCACAGAUUAGCUUCAUCGAGGCCGUGACCCGGCUGCCCCUCUUUGGCUACACUGUGUACGUGGUGCUGCGUGUGAGCGAGCUGGCCAUGCCCAGGCCCAGCCUCCUGGGGCUCAAUCGUCAGCACCUCAUCCUCAUGGACCCCAACUCCCAGAAGCUGUGCUGCUCCAUCGCCCUCGCCGAGGUCCAGCGGCUGCACGUGCUCAGCCCCCUGGAAGAGGGCGGGCCCCCUGCCCUGGAGCUCAACCACGGCUCCGCCCACAGUCCCCGCACCAUCUGGUUCGAGCUGCCGCAGGUGAGAGCCCACCUGCCGGGCUUCGGUGGGCGGGGCUCAGGUGAGGCAGGGCUCAGGUGA